Perca flavescens (yellow perch) is the source of this 1328-nucleotide messenger RNA. It is a transcript of the gene gpr141, whose product is annotated as G protein-coupled receptor 141. Bases 179 to 1129 code for a protein of 316 amino acids. Gene Ontology annotation, cellular component: membrane. Gene Ontology annotation, molecular function: G protein-coupled receptor activity; oxysterol binding. The transcript has 2 exons. The record is from RefSeq and is a predicted model, not a curated record. NCBI's taxonomy places the organism in Eukaryota, Metazoa, Chordata, Actinopteri, Perciformes, Percidae. Gene Ontology annotation, biological process: G protein-coupled receptor signaling pathway.
CAAAUGCAUCCAAGCAGAAGAUUACACAGACAGACAGACAGACACACAGUCACUCUUUUGUCAGACAUUUCACAUGCUCGCGGACAAGCUACACUACUGCUUGCUGGAGAUAAUGUGAUUUAAUGUAGAGGACAUACAAAUAUCUCUUCAUUUGGUAGGCAGUUCUUCGAACCAAAAGAUGAAUUCCACAAUAAAUUCUACGGCCACAACCUCCAUGAUGACCUCCACCUCCCUACUCACAACCUCAAAGCCGCCGGCUAAUGAUACAAAUAAAUACUAUACAGUCCUUCUGGUCAUAUACUCUGUGGUUCUGUUCUGUGGUACCAUCAGCCUGAGCCUGAUGAUACACAUCAUGAAGUCCAGCACCACAUCCAUAACCUCCAUCGCUGUACUCAACCUCAUCUUCACCCACUUCGUCUUCCUUAUCACUGUGCCCUUUAGGAUUCACUACUACGCCACUAAUGACUGGGCCCUGGGCCCUGCAUGGUGUAAAGUGGUCAGCGGCAUGAUCCACAUCCACAUGUACAUGUCUUUUAUCUUCUAUGUGAUCAUCCUCAUUACGCGCCUUAUGACGUUCUACCUCGAAGCUGAGCAGGUGGCCUCCUUCCAGAAGAUUCAUGCACUCCUUGUCAGUGCUGUGGUGUGGAUAGUGGUGCUUUCUGUGGGCCCUUGCAUUAUCUAUUUUACCUAUGGCAAAAAAUGGGACACCAACAAUACCACCAGUGUGAGACACUGCUUCAAGUUUGGCACUGACAUUGAGUCUAGUCAUGCCAAGGUGUUCAACUACAUCAUAAGCACAGUCAUCAUAGUGGUGGCCACGGUGCUGACAGCCCUCCAAGCCAAUGUCCUAAGGGUUUUAUACAGGAAGCACCACCAGGGAUGCACCUCUCAGCAGGACUUUGGGGCUCAGCUGAACAGCCUGUGCUUUGCUCUCAUCAUGGUGAUCUGCUUCAUUCCCUACCACAUGUUCCGGCUUUAUUACAUACAACACAUCAAUCUGCAGGAUUUCAAUGAGGUGCUUCUGAGUUUGACCACCUUUAAUUGUUUGGACAUGCUCACCUUCUUGGGGAGGAGAAGCUGCUACACAUGCUUCCCAACAGUGGUACAAAACGCAUUUAGAUCUUAUUAAUUAUGAAUAGGCUACCUAGGAUAGUAAAAGUACUCAAUGCAGAAAAAUCCUCACAUUGUAGAAACUGGAAAUGAUCAAAACAGUUCUGUGUUUAAUCGGCGAAUCGUUUCCGCUAUAUAUUGCCUAUAUAUUGUUGGGUAGUUUAAUUUAUAAUAAAACAUUGUAUUUUAUAAACUACAUGUGAAAAUCUUAAUUUGUA